Molecule: messenger RNA, 1067 nt
Organism: Durusdinium trenchii
Lineage: Eukaryota; Dinophyceae; Suessiales; Symbiodiniaceae
Source: the annotation of a GenBank genome assembly
CUCCAACUGAAUCAAUACGUUUGGUGCACCGUCUCCUGCAUCGAUGAAGGGCCUGGCCUGUGCUCAUCCGGAUUGUGACUAUGCCGUGACCGACGACCGGCAGUUCGGCGGCUUCUGCUGCAAGCGCUGCCACGCGGCCUUCGUGCGCGGCGACCCUGCAACGCAUGGGGCCCAGUGCAGCAAGGCUUCGGCGAAGGGGCUGAAAAAGGCGGAGCCUUUGCCACCAGAGGCACCUCUGGCAGAGAGCACUAGCAAGAGAGCUUGGCAGCUGGCGCGGCAAAAUGGUCGUGAGGAUGCCGCGCAGAGGGCCACGAAGCAGAAGCAGGCCAUGCAAGAGGAGACCGAUGAACCGAUCGAGAGAUCCGAGGCCGAGGAGGUAACCCGAGACGAGUGGCGCACGCGGCGCACGCGCCCGAGAUCCCGACAGAGCAGCCGAGAUCCGGAGAAGCCGCCUCGCCGGCGGCGCGGCUCCGGAGGAUGGUGGGAGAGCAGCGAGCCGCACCAGGCACGCCAGGCGCCGAGGUCACGGCAGAAGGGGUGGAUGGAGGAGCAGGAGGAAGCGCUGGAAGGACGUCUGAGCGCCGAAAAAUUGCACAAGCUGGAAGCCUUCACCUCUGUCACCUGGGUCCUUUCUGGCGGUCUCCCAAUCCACCGUGUCGCUGAGGAGAAGCGGCAACUGGACACAACCAUGGAAGCUGGCGUGAGUGCAGGCCUUCUUCCGAAUCGAGUGUCCAUCUCCCGUGCAUGCGUGAAAUCGGCACGGUCUGCAGGUCGAAGUCGAGACUCCGACCGCUCCCGGACGCGCAGCCGGAGCGCGGACGACCUGCACGAUGCGCCCUGGAGGAAAGCAGCCCUGGAGGUGACCCAAGAGCAGAGAGAGAAGCACAUGGCGCGGCGGUGCAAGGCAAAGGCGAGGCAAGCGCAGAAGCUCCAAUCGGGGCACUUUACCGCUGCAGACCUGAAAUAUGGGGCUCAAUCAGGCAAUUGGCUGCUGGCACCCAAUGGGCAAUCUGACAUUUGCCGCCUAUGCCAUGCAGCACUGCGGAAGAGGAAGGCAUGAGACCCAA